CUGCACAGCACAAAAUAGAUGGAUUGAGUGACCGAGUGAGUCGACAGCCAGACAGACAGCCACCACGGUAACUGUACUGUACGUCUUCUAGACACACAUAACAUAUGCACCGCACCAACGUACACACAUACAUAUGAUAUGUACAUAGACACAUUCAUUCAUAGACACCACACAUGGACAUAUCGCUACUCAAUCGUCAUCACCCUCCUGCUGCUCCAGUGGAGCACCAUUGUGUGUGCCCCCCUCCCUCUCAAUGCCCUCGUCAAUGGCCGUCAGCUUGGCGGGCGGCAUGUGGUGCCGCCCCCACAGCGGCCCAGCAUUCACCAUGGCGUCUCCUGCCCCUCCGUGUGUGCUUAUCGCCAAGAGGCCCAUGGGCGCCGAGAUGUGCAUGUUGAAGUAGGACGAGUAGAAGCUGUUGAAGUCUAUGCGGGUCAGCAGGUUCACCAGGUGGUGCUCGUACUUGCUACGGCUGAUUGAACCAACAGGUAGGGAAGGAGAGGAAGGUGCAGUCAGUGCAAGAGGGAGCAGGGGGUGUGUGUAGGGUGUGGUGUGUGGGUUUGCGUACUUACCUGUGUGUGACGAGGUGUUGCAGGAAGUCUCUCAGGUGUUUGUCGAAGGUCUUCUCGAACUUCUGAACCAUCCUGAGAGGGAGGAACAGACAAGGCCGGGCAAGCAACACAACACAAUGAUGAUCCCAUCUUGUUUGCCUGUGUGCUGUGUAUGAUAGACGUGCCUGAAGUAUUUCUUCUCCGACAUCAUCUUGGAGAGGUUCUCACCCCGCAGCUGCAUCCGGGCGGUCCGCCGCUCCCACGAGUUGCCGCCCAGCACACCAUCCUCACCGGCCAGAGACCCCUGACAGACAGACACACGCCACUCCACUUCACACGUGGCAAUGAUGGAUGUGUGAUGCACAUGCUGCUACCUUGGGGCCGGUGUCGGAUCCUCUGAACUUGGUGCUGGCAGUGGAGUGGCAGUGCAGUCGAUGCAGACGCACAGCGAGGGAGGACACAUGCAUGACAUAUAUGGGUGGAUUGUGUGUCCGCCCCUUGCAGUGCUUGCACCACCCACCUGAAGCGCCACAAGUUCUGUGCGAAGAGUGAACAUGAGGUCAGGAUCUUGGACAACGACUUGACCAACACUGACGCCUUCAGGUGAUGACACACACAGAGAUAAAGAACGAAGCAGACGUGCAUGUGGUCAAGUCGGGGGUUGCCUCUGCUGCCUGCCUUCCUACAUACCUCUGUGAGAAGCGAUUCCUUGAGGCAGUUGUCCAGGAACCGUUCGUGUCGCUCCAGCACCUCGUCGAACGAACGCACAGUCUGAAGCUCACUCAUGAACUGAGCGCGCGCGCGCGCACACACACACACACACACAUAUACACACACACAUAAACACACACACACAUACACAGACACAGAGGGCUGGUGCUAUUGAAUGGAUCUCUCUCUGUGUGGGCGUGAGUGAGUCACCUAACCUACCUGGUGCCACUGUGGUUCCAGUACUUCUACGGUGAAGUAGUAGACGUAGUUGCGGCAGAAGUGCAGCAUUCGCUGCCGGGUGAAGUACGAGUUGAGCAGCGCGUUGUGCAGGUUCAGCUCCUUCGUGUGCUGGUGAUCCUGAACGAACAAGAAGCCAAGCCACACACACCACACCACACCACACCAACCUGGCCAUCGACGGUGCGUCGAGUGCAUCAUCAGAUGAACCAUACCUGCCAGACGUCGCACAAUUUUCUCUCGACGAAUUUGCAGAAGAGCAGGUGCCGAAAUAUUAGCUCGUACUUGAGCAUCGACACUCGAGUAAACAACUGCAGCCAACCACCCAUAACAUGCAACCACAUCCACCAUCCCCUCCCUCUCCUGCCUCUACCUACCUACGCACCCACCAGGUUGAGUGGCCAUUCCGCCGUGUAUCUGAUGGAGAAUGCGUGGAAGCCGUACGAUGGCGCCUGCUGCUUGGGGUCGGGAAUGGCUGUGCUCGACGUGGCCGGCACUGUGUCUGAGAACAGGAAGGCCGGCAGAGGCUUGGGGGCUGCUGCUGGUGGGACUGGUGCUGGUGCUGGAGGGGGUGCGACGGGAGGGUCCGCCACUGAUGGCUGCAGGGCGGUGGGGUGCUUGCCCUUGUCUGAAGAGGCCAGGUAGUUGCAGGCAUUCUGGCGGACAGAGGGAGAGAGACGAACAUGCAUAGGCAGACACGGGUAGGGUGCCCGUGGGCUGGGCGUGGUGUGGUGCGUUUGAGUACAUACCAGGUACAUGUAUGGUCGGAGGGUGCAGGUGAUGCUGUCACGGUAGGGGUCUGAUGGAACGAACGGAGAGAGAACCGGAGAGGCGUGGCAUCCAAACACGACACGUGCACACGUGUGCACAUGACAUGAUGUGUGUGUAUGCUUGUACCGACCUUACCGUUGGCAGUGGAUGAGGUGCGUAUGGCGAGGUCCAGCAGGGACUCCAGCUUGCUCAGCGCCACACACGACACGCUCUUCUCCAACUCCUGCACAUGAUUAUAAACACGACCAAGUGACGCGCAGCGCCACACAUGUCAGUCAAGGUGUCAAGGAAUCGAUGAAUGACGUAAGUACAUCAUUGGCCGCCUCCAGGAACUGGUAGAAGAAAUCGGCCCUGCAAACCAAACCACACAACACACACGCACCGCACACACCACACAUCACAUGCAGGCAAACGGCUGAGUGCAUCCUAUCCAUGUCGUGUUUGUGUGUCUUACUUGUCGAGUAGGAAGAAGUGCUUGACAGACAGUAGGCGGCCCUUGAGGUCCAGCUGCCGCCAACAAAACUCUACCAGACUCAUCGAAGCCCACUCGUACGCAGCCUCUACCAACUCAGUGUACGUUCUGCAUUGCAUUCAUUGCAAUCAACACACAGCACAGCACAACCAACACUCAUGGACGUACGUAUACGGACUGACGGCAUGAUGGCGCGUCUUUUUUUCGCCAGCCAGCUCUUACUUACGCGAAUUGGUUUGUGUACUUGAUCUUGGGGGUCUCUCUCGACUUGAGUGCGGCCGCCUCGCUGCCCCCCUGGCACGACAGCAGCACGUUCAGAUACUUGCCCGUCUCCAAAAUCUGCACACACACAUCGUGAGGCAUUCACUCCACAGUGUUGGACGGACGGAUGUUGGCCGCCACCUGCUGUGCUGCCGGCUGAGCUGACCUUUUUCUUGGUCUCCUCCAGGAAGACGGGAACUCUUGUGUCGUCUAGGACGAAUUUGCGUUCCCAGUAGCGGUCGCCGGUGCCGCCCUCAGUGUCGAUUGGCAUGAGGGAGGGAUCGGACAUGAUAAAGAACUCAUCGUACGGGUCGUCCAGACAACCCUGGUGGAUGGCAUCACGCACACGGGUUGGAUGUGUGGUGUGGUGAGGCGUGGUGGGGUGGGGCGGCUGUACUAUACGUGGUAUAGCCAUUUGGUGAGCAUGUCGAACAGCGGCUCUGACGCCCUCGUCAGCAGAAACUCACCCAACUUGCGCGAAUUCGGGGCACUGACAUACACACAUGCAAUGCACAAUCCAGACAGACAGACAGACAGAAACGGUGUGGUGUGUGUAUGUUGUGUGUCUGCCUGGAUUGUGCAUUGCAUGUGUGUAUGCGAUGCGUGUGGUGUGACCUGCUGGUCUCGAAUGUGACGCUACGUAUGCCGCUAAGCAAAUCGCCACCCUUGCGCCUAAGCACAACAAACAAGACAAGAGAUGGAUAAGUGCGUGUGUGUAUACUCACUGGUGUGUCGGACAACACCCCCCCACCCCCCGACCUGUAGUUUCGUUUGGCGACGCAGUGUAGCAUCUGCAUGGUCUCGCGUGCUGGCUGCAUGAGGAACCACAGCUUGGAUAUCCGAAGCGUGCCGCGACGCAACUCCGUCUCCAACUGGGACACAAACACCUGCACCAUUGGACGGACAUGGUGGACGGGACGUCCACGCGUCCACACACAUACGAACAAAUGCACCCGUGAGUGUGUGGAAUGUGCUGCACUGCACCAAAGGCCCGACCUGGUACUCCCCCAGGAGCGUCUGCAUGGCUGCGCAGAGGGCCUGUGACACCAACCUGACCAACAGAGGACGGGAAGCGACACAAAAGUAAAUAAAUACUCACAGGAGAGGGCGGGGUGGUGUCGGUCGCUGCCUCCUGGGUGUUGUGGUGCUGUUGCUGCCCACCCGUAGUCAUGCCGCCAGUGGGUUUCCACGAAGGCACACACAGAGCGGUGGAAGGUGCAGAGGUUCGUCACAUUCUCCACCAUCUGCAGCUCGCCUCGCCACACAUGCGACGCGACACACAUGAUAUGAUUCCCAUUUCUCUCUGUCCGUACGUCAAUGAGUGCAUCCAUUCAUCACAUGCAUCACAUCCCAUACCCGGACGAGCGACGGGUCGGCAGCAGGGUCACCCUUGAGGUUGGUGUCGAUUCUGAAGUCGUAGAUGGGCAGGUCGUAGGGAGCUGACACAUCCAGAUGUCCAGAAUGUGUGCAGGUCAGGUGUGUGAGCACCCCCUCUCUCUCUCUCUGUGUGUGUGUGUGUGUGUGUGUGCCGUCCGAGCACACACACACACACACACACACACACGCGCACACACGUACAGAUGCGUCUGUCAGAUGCCUGGAUGUAGGUGCCCUGACGGCCCAUGAGGACGAACAGUAUGUCCUCCAGCAACACGGCCUCCUGCUCCUCUAACUGAUCGAUCCACACAUCACAUCACACAGACACACAGGGCAGGUGUGUGAUAUGCGCAUGCAGCCAGUGUUGCGUGUCUGUGCGUACGUACCGAUAGCUGCGACAGCUGCACGUUGGCCGGCGUCCGCGCAUUCGACUCUGACAAGACAAGCACACACUCGGCCAGCCACGUGGAUACUGUGCGUGUCUGUCCUCCAGGCAGUGAGUGCAUAUAUCACCAUCCUACCGAGUGCUGCUCGCUGUCGCCUCUCCUCUUCACCUUGUUGGGGGGAUGGAUAUCACAUAAGCUAAGCUGUGUGUACUGCGCCAGUGUGUAGUGUACCUCUGGCCGAAUGUACGAGUGCGGGUCGCUUCAUCAGCCACUCGGGAGCCGGCGGCACGUCAGCCUUCAGCAAACGCCACUGAGCACGCGAUGUACCCGACGCUGCACACACACACAAGGAAGCACUUACGGCCAUUCAGCUAUGGCUAUUGGUUUCCUCACACGUACUUCCGUCGGCCCGCACACAGGUGGUUUGCGAUUUGGUGGAGCCGCGGGGCACCUCAGUGGGCAGCGGGAGCUCCUGCACAAGAGAGCACACAACACGCCCACAGUGUGGUGUGUGUGAAGGUCUAUAAAUGCGCCCCCCGUCCGUACUGUGAGUGCGGGUGUGGCCAUGGUGGUCAGAUACUGCCCGAACUUGGACCGCAGCAGCACUGACAACACACACACACACACACACAAACACACACACACACACAAGUUGUCCACACAUCCUCUCCGUCAGUAUCCAGUGAAUGUGUGUGUGUGUGUGUGUGCCUGGUUGGUUGAGUCUGACGUCGGACCGAUCGUCGGCUGGGUCGUCGGGAUUUACUACUGUCCAACGACACAAUUCAGAACCUGAUAUUGAAGACGCACGCACACACGCUCGUCGUCCGUCCGUCUAUCGGCCGGCCGGUAUUGUUGCUUCCGUGGACUGAGUGAGUAUACGCGCCUGUAGCGUCGUGCGAUUUUAGUGUUUCGAUGGUGACUGUCGACUGAGCCGUCACCGACAGCAAACCCGCACACUCACACGUACCUGCACAAGGACAGAAGACCAUCCGCUACGCCUUUGUAUCAACAUGGUUUCUCCUGCUGGUGCACCGACCAGGGCUGGGCUGCCUCUGCAGGGCUACCGUGUCCAGGAAACGAACCGUCUUGGCAUACUUCCUGCACACACAGACCAGACCCCCACUCACACUCACGCACCAACACACACACACACACACACAUCUGCCAAUAUCUUUACUGCACUGCACCUGUCGUCGAAGUUGAGUAUGACAAACUCGGAUGGCGGGGUGGGCGACUCCCCGGGAGGGUCAAACAGACGGGGGGAGGGAUGGGUGCCGCUCAGGUCCACACAGUAGGACGGCGGCCGGCUGCUGCUGUCUGUCUGCCCGCUCAGACUGCCUGCGUCGGGUGUGGCCGCGAGAUACGGCUGUGGCUCGCUGCAUGACCGGAUGCCGAUCUGCAACACCAACAGAACAGCGGCGAACAGACUGAAUGAUUGGCGCUUAGCGUCCGUCCACCCAUUAUAUUAUAUUGAUGGCUGGCCCACCUACCUUUGUGCGAUAGAAGAGGUGCUCGUGGAAGACCUGCUCCUUCCCCCGCGAUGCAUCCUUCUCCCUUCCACGCCCCUCUACGCCGCCCACAUGACCGGUCCAGCCGUCAGCCGCCGACCGCCCCUCCCACCUGCCCCUGCCGCCCCGCUCCACAUCCCAGUUUCCUAUACCAGCGGGGGAUGGUCCCGAUGGGCCUGCAAUCGUGUUCGGCAUGCUAGGCAGCGGCCGUCUGUAGCUCGGCUGGUGUGUGUCGUCGCCAUUGAGGGUGGGGAUGGGUGGCUCAUCCGCCGGUUUGUUGUGUGUGACGCCGUUGAGCCUUGGCUGUCGGUCUGGAAGUGUGGUGGAUGAAGGGCGGAGCCGGGUGCUGUCCUGGGCGGCCUCGCGAGCUCUGUCCACGGGAAUGUGGCCUGCCAUGACGGAAUAGUGGACAGGCGAUGGAUGGAUAGCUGAGAGCAGGUGAGAGCUACGAGGUGAGGCGGAUCUUUGUCGAAGGAAUCGGGAAGAUCAGCUCAAAAGAUCUUCCAAUCAGCCAUCCUCAGGCUACGUGGCUGGUUCGUGUCGUCCUUUCCUCCUUGUUCUGUUUUUCUCGUCCCUUG
Vitrella brassicaformis is the source of this 6849-nucleotide messenger RNA. NCBI's taxonomy places the organism in Eukaryota, Vitrellaceae. The record is from the annotation of a GenBank genome assembly.